GGAUAUCUUUUAUCUCUAUCUAUCUAUCCAUUUGAGAAAGAACCCCUUUUGUAUCUGGGUUGUGAAUUAUCAGGAUUUUAUACAUAUAUUUAUAUAUAUCUAUAUCUAUAUACACAUACAAACAUACAAACAUAUCUACUACAAAAUCAAAACAAAAUGUCCAAUCCCAACUCCUCUUCUCCCGACGAUGUGAAAAACACAAGCACAUCCGCAUCGACCAUAAGCGAUUUCCUGCCAUCGUUGAAAACUCCAGGUGUCCAAAACAUAGAAUCGGCAUAUUCCCGCGCCGGCGCAGGUAAUCAUCAUACGCCGGGCUAUGCAUCGACACUCGGUUCGCAGUCGCAGAAACCGGGGAGUGAGGGGGUGCAGGGGGUGGGGAGUGAGAAGUUCAAGGAGGGGAUUAGUGAUCAGAGGGUUGAGCCAUCUGUCGUGGGCAAAGUGUUUAAUAACUUAAUCAACGGUACGGAUCAAUCGAAGUGAGAAGGGGACUGAGGAGAUGAGGUGAAGAUGGUGGUUUCUGGGUUUGUUUGUUAAGUAUGGCAAAUGAUUGGGUGUUCACUCACUCCCCUUUUUUGAAAUGGAUCGGGGGUGAUCUUGGAAUGAAAUUUGGAUUGCAUGGUGUGGUUAUGGUAUCUUUAAGGGAUUACAGUGUAUGAUAUGAAUGGAUAGGAUAGGAUAGGAUACGACAGGAUGUAUGAAUAGAAGAAUUAAAGUAUUGUAUAUAUAUAAAUACUACUUAAUACUCUAAGCAUACAUAUAGUAUAUUAAUGAAUGAAUAGUUGAUAUAUAAUCUCA
Botrytis cinerea B05.10 is the source of this 795-nucleotide messenger RNA. RefSeq lists its product as hypothetical. The transcript is spliced from 3 exons. NCBI's taxonomy places the organism in Eukaryota, Fungi, Ascomycota, Leotiomycetes, Helotiales, Sclerotiniaceae. Bases 157 to 480 code for a protein of 107 amino acids. The record is from RefSeq and is a predicted model, not a curated record.